Rhodamnia argentea is the source of this 1390-nucleotide messenger RNA. Its product is annotated as UPF0481 protein At3g47200-like. The coding region runs from base 2 to 1390 and encodes 462 amino acids. The transcript is spliced from 2 exons. NCBI's taxonomy places the organism in Eukaryota, Viridiplantae, Streptophyta, Magnoliopsida, Myrtales, Myrtaceae. The record is from RefSeq and is a predicted model, not a curated record.
CAUGCAUCCUCUGCACCCGAAUGAGACCAACUGGAUCGACCAAGUCAACAACAGCCUCAUGCUCGCGCACAUGCCCUUCUAUGAGCAACAAUACUGGGAGAAGCGGUCCAUCUACAGGGUCCCCGCCCACAUCACCAACCUCAACAGCGAGGCCUACCGGCCGCAGGUUGUCUCCUUCGGCCCCCACCACCACCACGACCUCCACCCCAUGGAGGACCACAAGCGCCGCGCGCUCCUCUGCUUCCUCAGGCGGUCCGAGAAGCCCCUCGAGCGCUUCCUCGAGUCCCUAAAGGACGUGCUGGGGGCCCUCGAGGAGAGCUACGAUGUGCUGGACCCGAUGUGGAAGAAGGACAGCGGCGAGGGCGCGGCAGACCGAUUCCUGCAGCUGAUGAUCACUGACGGCUGCUUCAUGCUCGAGAUCCUGAGGUUCGCAAAUAUGGAGGUGUACGACUAUGCACCCAACGACCCCAUCUUUAGCAAGCACGGGAGGCUUUACAUACUUCCAGUCAUUGGACGGGACAUGCUGCUGCUGGAGAAUCAGCUUCCCAUGCUAGUACUGGAUCGGCUGGUCGCCGUCUGUGAUGACAAGAAGGAGGACGAAUACAUCAACGAGCUCAUCCUCAAGUACUUGGGCGCCAGCGAGAACAAUCCAAGCACGGGAAAAUGCCUGCACGUCCUGGACGUCUUCAGGAAGAACCGGGUCCAGCUCAAUCUGGACAAAGUGGUGAGCAUGGGCAACCUGAACAACGCGUGCACGGGAACAUGCCUGCAUGUCCUGGACGUCUUCGAGAAGAGCCUGCUGAUGGAGUCCAAGAAGAAUAAAAAGAAGAAGAGCAAGGGCGGCUUGGAGAUAAUACUACCAGCCACCGAGCUCCGUGAGCACGGGAUCCAGUUCAGGCAAAGCAGCACCAACAGCCUCAAGGAGAUCUCCUUUGCCAGCGGGGUCCUGAGGCUCCCCGUGAUCGUCGUAGACGACAGCACCGAGUCCAUGUUCCUCAACCUCAUUGCGUUUGAGCGCCUCCACAUCCAGGCUGGGACAGAGGUCACGUCCUACAUCUGCUUCAUGAACCACCUCAUCGAUAAGGCGCAGGACAUUGCGCUACUCCGCAAGAAGGGCAUCAUCCAGAAUUACAUGGAGAGCGACGAGGUGGCAGCCAAGCUGUUCAACUCGGUGGCCAAGGAUGUGAUGCUCGACCCGGACAGCAGCCUCCAUGACACGAUCAACAAGGUCAGAAAGUACUGCAUGAAGAGGGGGCACAAGUGGAGGGCCAAUCUCGAGCACAUCUACUUCAGGAAUCCUUGGGUUAUAUUGUCUAUCAUUGCCGCCUUCCUCCUCUUCGGGCUUACCACAAUUCAGACAGUAUAUACAGUGCUCGGCUACAAAAAAUGA